CUCAUCAGCCCUAUCCUCUCGCAUCGGCACAACAGAACGUGAAGACGGCGGAGCGGGUAGUUGAACGUGGAGGCGCUCUGAGAUCCUAGCUAUGGCCUGGACUUCCCCCUGCAUAAGUAUCAACGCAUCCUCGCCUUCUCACCCCUAUUGAGCCAGCCAUCCCUUCCCGUGACCGAGAAAGCAGGCCCGAGAAAGAGGUCCACUGUCGGUGCUCCGUGCUUGCACCGAUGAUUGGUGGCCAGGGUUGGGUCGUGGGCGUUCGGCAGCGUGCGUGGAUCAUGUGUGUGAAGUAUCAAGCUCAGGGAUCGGUCCGAGCACCUGGAAUUCCUCGUUGAACCUCGUCGCUGCUGCACCUCUGCUCCGCAUCGUGGACCGACCCCGACGUGUCUUUCGCGCUGAUGGGCAAGCAACUGAGGACCCAAGUGCUCAGCAGGUGGAAAGUGCCGAGCAGAAGCUCGUUGAAGGCCGUAUCGCAUUGGGCUGCGACCGAACACAAAUCGCCGGACACAAAUCGCCGCCACGGUCCUCCUCCUGGUGAUCCCGCGCCAUACCGAGCAGCAAGGUUUCCCUCCUCAUGGUGAUCUCGUGUCGCGCGUUGUGUCCUCUUCACCGUCCUCUGCCGCCACACACAUCGCCGAUGGAUAGAAGAUGGGUUUAUGGGAAACAAUUCACACCUGCAUAUGUGAAAGGAGUUGAAGAGUUCAUGAAUUUUGUUAGUGAAAGAUACCCCGAAGACACACACAUCCAUUGUCCGUGCGUGAAUUGUCUUAAUCAAAGGUUGCGACCUCAGAGUGAAGUAGAAACCCAUAUACACAUUUAUGGAAUGUCAGCUACAUACACGAGGUGGAUUCAUCAUGGGGAGUCGGCAGAUACAGAAGUUGAGGGUAUAGAGGAGGAGGUCGAAGGAUAUGAUCAUGACUUUGGGAUACAUAUGGAUGUGGACGAUGAUGUUUACGAUGAUGAUCAUGGGUACCAGAGAUGAUCGGUGAACUGUUUGCAGUGGUAGAGGCUGAUGGAGAAGAGCCAAGAUUUGCAGGAGUUCUUGGAGAUUCAAAGAAGGCACUUAGUCCGAGUUCUAGCCAUUCAAAAUUAUCUUUUAUGGUGAGGAUGUUGUAUAUGAAGUCUCGUUAUCGAAUCAACAAUACAGCAUUUUCAGCAAUGAUGAAGCUGAUGUCAGAUGGAUACCCUAACAGUGAGUUGCCAAAAUCAUAUGAUGAGGCCAUGAUAUAUCUUAAAGAAUUGGGCCUUGGAUACGAAAACAUCCAUGUGUGCAAGAACAAUUGUGUGUUGUUUCGAAAUGUUAAUGCUAAAAUGAAUGAGUGCAUAGUAUGCAAGGAGUCUAAAUGGAAAGAUGAAACUAGUUUGAAGCGGGUUCCACAUAAGGUUUUGAGGCAUUUUCCACUCUUGCCAAGGUUGAAAAGAAUUUUUGCUUCAAAACAAACUUCUGAGGAAACACGAUGGCACAAGAAAGUGAGGAAGCCAGUCGCCAAUUUGAUGAGCCAUCCAGCUGAUGGGGAAACGUGGAAGGACUUUGACCGAAAGUACCCAGGUUUUGCUGAUGAUCCGAGGAACCUGAGGCUAGCCUUAGCUACCGAUGGAUUCAAUCCAUUUGGCAACAUGAGUACCCAGUAUAGUAUGUGGCCAGUGCUUGUGACACCGCUUAAUCUCCCACCAUGGGAAUGUGUGAAUCCAGCAAACUGCUUUAUGUCUUUACUCAUCCCAGGUCCAAGAUGUCCAGGAAAGGAUUUUGAUUUGUUCCUUGAGCCCCUAAUUGAAGAACUGCUCAAGCUAUGGAAGGGUGUCAAUACCUAUGAUGCAUGUACUGGUAGGAAGUUCGACCUUCGUGCUGCUGUACUACGGUGUAUACAUGAUUAUCCAGCGCUGGCCACGUUAUCUGGGUGAACAACAAAAGGGUAUUAUGCAUGUAUUUAUUGCGACAAGAAUCCAUUGUCUCUGGCAAUAAGGAACAAGUUAUGCUAGAUUGGACAUCGUCGUUGCCUUAAAAGGACACAUUAUGGUGGAUAGCAUGGAUUUCAAUGGUAAGCGUGAAAACAAAGUUGAGCCUGGCAGGUUUACUGUGGAUGAGGUCCUACAAGAGCUAGAGAAGGUGAAAGAUGUCAGGCCAAUGAAGCAGGCUGACAUUACUGGAAAUAAAAGAUUUGAUGCUUCCACAUAAUCUCGAUGUGAUGCACAUAGAGAAAAAUGUAUGUGAAAAUAUUCUUUGCACACUACUCAGUAUACCAGGCAAGUCCAAGGACACACAUAAUGCAAGGCUAGAUUUGUAUGAUAUGGGCAUAAGACCUGAGCUGCACUUGCAACAAGAUGGCAACUUGGCCUGCAGGGCUCCACCUGCUCCAUAUGUGUUGGGGAAGGAUCAGAAAGUCGACUUUUGCAAGUUCCUCAAAGGUAUCAAGUUUCCUAAUGGAUUUGCGGAUAACCUAGCAAGAUACAUAAGUGAAGAUGGUUCAAAGGUGGUUGGAAAACUGAAAACACAUUCUUGCCACAUACUCCUACAGAGAAUCAUACCCGCUGGUCUUAGAGGACUGGUGAGGAAGGAUGUAUAUGAAGCAAUUGCAGAGCUGGGGACCUUCUUCAGGGAACUAUGCAGUAGAAAUCUACGGAUAGAUGUUGUGAAACGGUGGAAAGGAGAAAUUCCAUUGAUCCUAUGCAAGCUUGAGAAAAUCUUUCCAUCUGCCUUCUUUGAUGUCAUGGUGCACUUGUGUGUCCAUCUUCCCGAUGAGGCACUGCUUAGAGGACCUGUUCAAUAUGGAUGGAUGUACCCAAUAGAAAGGAGACUAGGCACUUUGAAAAAUUUUGUAAGGAACAGGGCUAGGCCGGAAGGAUCAAUUGCUGAGGCAAAUAUGGCAAGUGAUACCUUGACAUUUUGUUCUAGGUACAUGAAGGAUGUUGACACUAGAUUUAACCAGGAUGAUGAUAGUGGUACAGAGAUGCCAUUGCCUAAUGACAUCUCUGUUUUUAAGCAUGGUGCUACUCUUGUUGGAGCUACUAAGACUGAGUACAUUGAUGAUGCUAUCAUGAAUAAGUUAGUUUGGUAUGUUCUACAUAAUGCUGAUGAAGUAGAGGAUUAUUUGAAUCUGUACAGGGAGGAGCUAUCGCAACAAGGUGCACGUCCAAAUGAUGUUGAUCGAAUGGUUCAACAAGGAUUUGCAAAGUGGUUUAUGUCCCAUAUUGAGAAGAAGCGUAAUGAGAAUCCAGAAUUGGUUAGCGAAGGACUGUGGGCACUGUCAUGUGGCCCAGCUCGGCGAGUUAAGACUAGUACAACUUGCAAGAUUAAUGGAGUGCGGUUUAGCACAGUGGAUCGUGAGAAGUUCAUGCAGACACAAAAUAGUGGUGUAAUGACUGAAGGUGAACAUAAUGGGGAGAACAUAGAUUUUUAUGGUGUCCUUAAAGAGGUAAUUGAGUUACAAUAUAACUCGAAUUGUCAAGUUCGUCGGACGGUGGUUCUAUUUCGAUGCGAUUGGUACAACCAAGUAGGCAAGACUGUGGGCAUUCGAGAUGACAAACAUUUCAAAUCCAUCAAUGUGCAGUCAUUUUGGUACAAGUCUGAUCCUUUUAUCUUGGCAGACCAAGCGAAAAAGAUAUUUUACCUGGAAGACACAACUCCACAAUGUAAAGAUUUCCGAGUUGUGCAGAAAUUUGAACAUAUGAAUAUUUAUGAUGUGGCUGAAAAAUAUGAGGGCCGUAAUGAUGUGCAUCAGGAUGAUUAUUGUUCUGAUACUGAGCAUAUAGUGCAAGAAGGUGAUGAUAAUCAGGUUCUACACAAUGUUGAAGGUGGAGAAGCCACUCUAAUUGAAGGCAAUUUAGAGGAACUAAUAAGAAAAAAGAAGGAAGCUACUAUUAUUCUUGAAGAUAGUGAGGAUGAGGAGGAAGAUGAUACAAUGCUUCAAUAUUUUAAUGAUGGUGGCGACGACAACAAUGAUGACAUGUCCAUAGAAGAUGAAGAUGAGGAUUUCUAGUAUUGAUAGUUGAUUUAUGAACAAGCCUAUUCUUUAGACUAAUACAACAUAUUUCUGAUACUGACCAUGGCUUGAUUGAAUGAAUUGAACUCAUGAGCGGUGUAUGCCAGGGAAGACAUCAACUUCAUGAACUCGCGACCAUCAGCAUCGACAGUGAAAAUAUUGGAUAUCUAUUGCACUGUGCAGUUUGACAAAAAGGUUUAUAAUGGCGUGAUGGUGGCUGUCUGGACAAUUUGUUUAUUAUUUCCUUCACUAGUUAUAACGUCAGAGGCAGAUGUUCUUUUGAACUUUGUUACUUGGCAGAGUUAAACUGAAGAUUCUUUCUUUUCCUUGAUCGUUCUAUCAAUCUGUUUAGUUUUACAGUUGUUGGUGCAUCAGUUUUCUGCACAAACAUGCAACAUAAAAGGAAAUCAGUGUCUAUCACUCUAUAUGAGUAUCUGAGUAAAAGUAUAUCUGGAAGAUCGGUUCGUUGCAUCCUUAAUAAGAUCGUUACCAAGAUUCCAUGACAGAUCGAAAUAUAUUUUGAUGUUUUCAUCUGUUUGUAGUUACAGUACCUAAUAAAGUUUAAUAGAGUAGAUCCUGUCAAACUAUAUCUUCUAUGUUUUACUUUGUUCUUGGAGAAUUAUAUCCUUACCAAGUGUUGGUGGCAGAUCCAAACAUACUUUAGUAUUUUCAAAAUUAUUUGUGGUACUUGAAAUUAAAUUGAUUUGCAUUGACUCUCUUGUACCUCUGUACAAUGUGUCGAAGUAAUGCUUGAUACCUGAUUAGAUCUUUGUACAUUUUCUCUUCUCAAUAAUCAAGAUGAGUCGUGGUGGUAGUGCCGGUGGUGGUCAAAGUUCUCUGGGUUAUCUCUUUGGAAGCGGUGAGCCCCCCAAACCAGCAGUGGCACCAGCUGCAAGUGCUCUACCUGUUGAGAAACCAUCUGCUGCAAAGACUGAUGCGACCAAGCAGGUUGUUGCUGGGGUUACCAGC
Molecule: messenger RNA, 4949 nt
Organism: Zea mays
Lineage: Eukaryota; Viridiplantae; Streptophyta; Magnoliopsida; Poales; Poaceae
Exons: 6
Coding region: 2163-3977 (604 amino acids)
Source: RefSeq, a predicted model, not a curated record